Molecule: messenger RNA, 1626 nt
Organism: Diaporthe batatas
Lineage: Eukaryota; Fungi; Ascomycota; Sordariomycetes; Diaporthales; Diaporthaceae
Exons: 1
Coding region: 1-1626 (541 amino acids)
Source: RefSeq, a predicted model, not a curated record
AUGACGGCAUUGAGUAAUUCAGGCCGGAAUGCGGUUGAUGUGUAUCCGAGUGUCGCCAAGAAAGCGACUCCUACUCAGUUGUUGGAAGUGCCCCCAAAGAUCAAAUACUCCGAGAACAGGUACGAUGGUUGCAUUCCCAUGUUGGCGCAGGAUCUAGAUGGGACUCCGAAUCCACCCACCCCUCCAGAUGCCGCUCCGGCGCUGCAGCCGCGGAAAGGCAAGGUGGCGGAAUUGAAGAAGGCUUUCGAACGAGGUCUUUCCGAUCUCGUGCGAAGACGGCAUGUUACAAAACCUAGCGACAGCCCUCCAGCCCCCCGGCCAGGUGCGAAGCAUCUACAGCAGCAUUCAAGCCAUCCAGUGGCAGCAUUGGACACUAGCUCCCCAGAGGACAGUCUGUCAAGAGCUUCCGUAUUCUGCUCACCACUCUCGAAGCGUCGUCGUGAACCAAACGGUCCCCCCAGCCCCAUCAAGGACAGGAUCAGUAUUUUCGAGGGCCUAGUGAAGCCCGGCUCAUUUCCGCCAUCUGGUACAGGCUUCAGGCCAGAUGAUUGUAACGUCGAAUUGAACAAGGGUUCGAUCAGCAAUGGCGGAAUGGUCCUGGAGGGCGCACCUCAUGAACCAAUGUCUCGCCUGCCAAGUAGGUUCCGAGGUGGUGCGGCCAGGAGAAGUUCUCAUAGGCACGUCGGAAAGGAAAAGGGGACUUUGAGGAAGGCCCCUAAAAUGGCCAGCUCGCACAAGCUUGUCCCAGAAAUAGGCGCGGUGGCCAGGGACUCCUUGGAACAGCUAAAUCCAGUGCGACGAGAUUCCGGUCCUAGCAGCAUGCAGCGGAUCGAUGAAACCGACUCACCGAGGUUCUUCAAAAGGGUCUCAUCGACUUUGAAGCAUGGGCAAAGGACCUCACAGCAACAACCCACAAGUUCAAGGAGCUCAAGGGUGUCCGGCGGUGUCGAGAAGGAGAAAGCUCGAAAUCAUUCCGCCGUAUCCCAGUCGACAUCCAAGAGCCAAGAGGUUAGUCACACCAAGCAAAGACAGGUGCUAGCGGCAGACUCAUUGCGGAAGCGAUUGGAGUCGGACUUGCGUUUUGCCAGUGGGCCGGACGCGAAUGGCCACGAAGACGUUCAGGCUGCCUCCAAUAGGACCCCCCCAAGCAUCUAUACGCGGCGCAAAACAACUCUUUGGGAUAUUGAAAAUCCCUUCGACGUGCCGAAGGCCAAGGAGCGGAGCAAAUCAGAAGCAACAGGCGACAGACUUGCUGGGCUCACAAAGAGGCACGACUUGUCAUUUUGCCAGGCCAUCCCGGGCCAGAAAGCAACAACCUCUCGAUAUACUCAGCCAAUCGAGCAGCCUGAAUCAGGAAGCGAAAGCCCAGCACGCGAGUCCUCCAGCGCAGUGACGCAGACGGAGGAUAGUGAUAGCAGUGGCUUUAUGGUUGUGGCCAACGCCCAAUGCGAGUUGACGCACCCGAUGCCGUCGAGAUCGAGAGAACAGACUAUGAUCAAGGUUCUUUGCAAGGGCGGUCCUGAGCCACUUGAGAAGGGCAGCAGGGGUCAGCAUAGCACGGGUAGUGUCAGUGAGGGAAGUACCUCCAGCUUUCAUACGGCACCUCUUGGCACAGAGGUUUCUUAA